AUGUAUGGCAUGCUCUAUGAGAGUGUCCAGCACUAUGUGCAGGAGGAGUACGGCACACACGUUUGGAAGAAGGUCUGUCAGAUCAUCGACUGCAAGCACAACAGUUUCAAGACCCACCAGAUCUAUCCGGACAAGCUGAUGCCGGACAUAGCGGCGGCCCUGUCCGCCUGCACGGGCGAGUCCUUCGACUCCUGUAUGAACUUCUUUGGGAAGUGCUUCGUCAGGUUCUUUAGCAACUUUGGCUACGACAAGAUGAUUCGCUCCACGGGCCGAUAUUUCUGCGACUUUCUGCAGUCCAUCGACAACAUUCACCUGAUCAUGCGGUUCACCUAUCCCAAGAUGAAGUCGCCGAGCAUGCAGCUGACCAGCAUGGACGACAAGGGGGCUGUCAUCCUCUAUCGGAGCAGCCGAACGGGCAUGUCCAAGUACCUUAUUGGGCAGAUGACGGAGGUGGCUCAGGAAUUUUAUGGACUGCACAUCAAGGCAUAUGUAAUCGAGAGCCAAAACGACAUCAGCGGCGGGACGGCGGGUCCCAUCAAGAUGACGGAGGGUCCGCUUACUGUCAUCGUGAAGUAUCGCCUGGACUUCGACAACUCUGAAUAUAUGGCCAAGCGUGUGAACACGGAGGCGCAUCCCUCGCAGCUGAAGAUGCCCACGGUGAAACUGGACGUUUUUCUGGACCUGUUCCCCUUCACCUUCGUCCUGAACCACGACAUGAAGAUUACACAUGCCGGGGAGAAGAUUGUGGAGACAUGGAUAAUGCACAAUCCUGGGGCUAAUCUCAAGGGCUUCAUAGGCACUCACGUGAUGGACCUGUUCCACUGUCGACGGCCCAAGGACACCACCAUCGAUUGGGACACAUUGAUCCAGAUGCGGGCGGUUCUCUUCGAGUUCGAGCUGAUCCGUACGGGGCAUAAUCGGGAUGCCUACGACGCAGCCCUGAACAUGGACUUUGAGAACUACGACGAAAUGGAUCUAAACGAGGCGCAGACCAUGGCCAUCACUAAGGCCAAGGAGUUCAAUGACGCACAUCCUGCCGAGGCGGAGCUGGCUGCUGGAGAGGACGAAAUCGAUCCGGCCACGGGUGAACGUCGCUCCUCCCAGGGCCUGAAAUCCAUUCUGCUCAAGGGUCAGAUGUUCUACAUCAAGGAUGUGGACUCGCUGAUUUUCCUGUGCAGUCCGUUGAUCGAGAACCUGGAUGAACUGCAUGCCAUUGGUCUGUACCUGAACGAUCUCAACCCGCAUGGCCUCAGCAGGGAGCUGGUCAUGGCUGGCUGGCAACACUGCUCGAAGCUAGAGAUCAUGUUCGAGAAGGAGGAGCAGCGAUCUGAUGAACUGGAAAAGUCCUUAGAGCUUGCUGACUCUUGGAAACGUCAGGGUGAUGACCUCCUAUACUCCAUGAUCCCACGUCCCAUUGCCGAACGAAUGAGGAACAGCCAGGAGCAGGUUUGUGAGAGCUUCGAGGAGGUCUCCGUCAUCUUCAUCGAGGUCCUGAAUGUCUACGACGGCGGCUUGAACAGCAUUCAGGGAGCCAUGAUGGCAGUGAAUACGCUGAACAAGGUUUUCUCGGUUCUCGAUAAGGAAAUCAUUUCCCCGUUCGUCUACAAAGUGGAGACAGUGGGCAUGGUCUACAUGGCGGUGUCCGGGGCACCGGACGUCAAUCCCUUGCAUGCGCAGCACGCGUGCGAUAUGGCACUGCGCGUGAUGAAGAAGUUUCAUCCCAAGGAUAUGGGCGAUGUGGCUAUUCGGGUGGGCAUCAACUCGGGUCCCGUGGUGGCCGGAGUCGUUGGCCAAAAGGUUCCCCGUUAUUGCCUCUUCGGGGAUACGGUCAAUACCGCCUCCCGCAUGGAGAGCAGCAGUGAUCCUUGGAAGAUUCAGCUCUCCAAAUACACGGCAGACAAGGUGCGAGAACUUGGCUAUAAGGUCGAGUCCCGUGGUACUGUCAAGGUCAAGGGUAAGGGCGAAAUGGAGACCUAUUGGCUGCUCGAGGGACCAGAGGGCUAAA
Molecule: messenger RNA, 2005 nt
Organism: Drosophila persimilis
Lineage: Eukaryota; Metazoa; Arthropoda; Insecta; Diptera; Drosophilidae
Gene: Gyc89Da
Product: soluble guanylate cyclase 89Da
Exons: 1
Coding region: 1-2004 (667 amino acids)
Biological process (GO): nitric oxide-cGMP-mediated signaling; cGMP biosynthetic process; response to oxygen levels
Cellular component (GO): guanylate cyclase complex, soluble
Molecular function (GO): heme binding; oxygen sensor activity; guanylate cyclase activity
Source: RefSeq, a predicted model, not a curated record